This is a messenger RNA of Schistosoma guineensis, 3627 nucleotides long. The record is from the annotation of a GenBank genome assembly. NCBI's taxonomy places the organism in Eukaryota, Metazoa, Platyhelminthes, Trematoda, Strigeidida, Schistosomatidae.
AUCGAUGAUCAACCAACCAAGACUACUAGGACUUGCAGAUUGAAUUGAACAGUCUAAAUUUACAUCUAUACCAUGGGAGAUUCAUCUGCUUACCUCAAUGUCCAAAUGAUUUAUACAAUCAUAUAAUUAAUAUACCUGAAAUGGAAGGUGAAACAAUAUGUCAUCAUAGUACAUAUUUAAGUACUAGUGAUUAUGAACUGAUAAUUCAGGACAAUGUGUAUCCAUUUCAAUACUUUAAUAAUUAUCCAUUUUCAAAUAACAAUCAACAAUUGGAGCAAGGAACGUCUGCAGGAAUUAUCGGACUAAGAAAGUCUUCAUCUUACUUUUCAUCGGUUAACGGUAGUAUUAUGCAUCGUAAACUAAAAAAUGAUCCAGUAAUAUUAAUUAUGAUACCACUAUGUAUUGUAUUAAUCGUAUUUGCUGUACUAGUUUUUAUAUGCUAUCGUUAUCGUUCAAAUCAACAAUACAUCAAAAAAUAUGAACACAGUCCACUGUUAUUGUUGAAAUUAUUGUUUUGCCCACUAUCAUUUAUUUCUAAGCGUUUUGUUUCCGAUAUAAGCAAUUAUAAAUAUAAAAAAGGUAAUCCUGUCAUAAAUUUAUCUCUUACGAAUUGUCAUUACAAGAAUAGAAAUGAUGAAAGUGGUACUGAAACUAAUUUAAUGCAAUAUCCAGGCACAGAGGAAAGUUUAUUAGGAAGAUCUAGUGUAACAGGUUCCCAUCGAUAUCCAAAUCAGAUUGUGAACGGACAGAAAGCACCGAAUCUAGGUAGAUUAGUCAUGAUCAACCUGGAUGACUUAUGCCUAAAUGAAAAAUCUGGUCCCUUGGGGACAGGUGCAUUCGGAGCAGUCUACCAAGGUAUUUGGAAAGUAUGCCAAACUGAUUAUCCAAAUUUACCAAAUAUAAAUUAUGUGAUUACAGCGAAUAAUGAAGAGGAGUUAAUGCUUAAAGUUAAUUCACAAAGCUCCCGCUCUUUGUUGACAACUCCAACUCCAAUGAAUGAAAUGAACGUGGUGUCUACAAAUCAAAUAGAUUCCAGUAAUAUUCAAGCAAAUGAAGUGCACACGUCAGCUACAGAGCAAUCAUCAGUUAUAAACCAGAAGAACAAUAAUACUAACGAAGAUAACAGUCAAACUAGUCAUAGCGUUACUACAACAUCUAAAGCAUCGACAGAGAAAUCUAAAAAGGAAUACAAACUACUAUGCGUUGCUGUGAAAAUUUUGAAUGAAGUUCGCGGGUCAAGUGAUCUACAAGCACUACUGGACGAAGCAAAAGUUAUGGCGUCUGUCUCUCACUAUCACUGCCUCCCACUUCUUGGAAUAUGUUUAUCUCAAUCAAGAAAAUGCUUAGUUUCAGCUUACGUAGUAAAUGGAAGUCUAGAUCGUUAUCUAAGACUGCGUGCCCCAAAUAUUGACUCCUCAACUCUUUUAGAUUGGGCAUCUCAGAUUGCCGAUGGAAUGGCAUACUUACAAUCUCGGGGAAUUAUCCAUCGUGAUUUGGCUACUCGAAAUGUCCUAGUUACAUCACCAGAACAUCUACAAAUUACAGAUUUUGGUUUAGCAAAAAUGCUGGAAAGUGAAGAAGAAGCUAAACGUAACGAAGUAAUUGUUUGUUCGGGACGCGUUCCUAUCCGUUGGUUAGCCUGUGAAACACUGACUCAUCGUAUUUACUCAUUCAAAACUGAUGUUUGGGCGUACGGUGUCACUAUUUGGGAGAUUUUCACAUUUGGGGAUAAACCAUUUGAUCGUAUAGAAACGGCCAACGUAAAAGAUCAUGUUUUAGCAGGUAGACGUCUUCCACAACCAGAUAUAUGCACACUCGAACUAUAUCAAGUUAUGUUAAAUUGUUGGAAUGAAAAUCCUGAUGCUCGACCAAAUUUCGUAGAACUGUAUAACAUGUUUAAGGAUUUCGCACGUCAACCACAUCUUUAUCUUCAUUCCAGAAAUGAAAGUAGUUCAAAUACGGAAGUGUACAGUAGCACUGGUGACACAAGAAGUCGUGCAACAAUUUAUCCAACUAGUCGGUUAUCUGGUGAACGUUUUCGACAACCAGAACAAACUGUUCCUUCAUUUCAGUCAAUGAAAUGUAGGAGUUCUUGUUCGCCUCUACAAAAUUCAAGUUCUAGUAGUGGAUUAACAAAUCGGCGCUUCGAUGUUGGUAGACGUACACGUACUAGUUUAUUACUACCUCCAACAGUCCUACAAGCUAAUCGUACUGGGAAAUAUCCGCGACAUAAACGACGUAGUGUUGGAGCUCGCACUGACUACACAAUGUCAGCAUCCAUAAGUAUAAACUCUGGGAUUGGUGAGCGUUGGGGUAAUUCAUCGUUUGCUACGCACAGUCACCCAACGUUAAUUAAAGUUGAUGAAGCAAAUGGAACAGGAAAUAUUAGCCAUAAUUUUAAGAUAAAUAGCAAUACAUCUGGAAAUAAUCGGAAUAAUGAACAGUUUAAUGUUGGCUUGUUUUCAACUGAUUCAUGGGCAAGUAGUGGACAACCCUUAUUAUCAAGUGACCAAGAAAGUUCAUUAAGCCAUCUAAUGUUGUCGAAUUUCGGUUACACAAGUAGUGAAAGCAGAAGCAGUAUGACAGUCAACUCCCCUGGCCAACAUAAUCGAAAUUUUUCAUCAACAGGUUCAUCAGUUCCAACGGAAUCAAGAAACUCAGAACAGCAAUCUGUAGAUGAACCCACGUCGAACACACAGAGAAUAGGACUUGACAUGAGAAGUGGUCUUCCAGUCAAUACAUCAUUCGAGGCUGCUGCAGGGUAUGUAUGGCCUCAGUGGCCCGAUGCCAUUCCUAAUCCAGAAAAUAACAAUUUAGACCAGGCUAAUUCAAGUGAAAUUUCUUAUGUCUUUAACGCAGUCGAUUCAGAAUCAGAAAACAAUUUACCAUUCCUUAACCGUCAACUUUGGCUUCGACGUAAUGCUCGUCGACGGCGUUAUUAUCUUAGACAACUGCAGAUUCACAGAAGCGUUGCUGAUUCCAGCUUGCCAGAACAAGCAGGUGAAGAUGCUAUGGAGGAAACUUCAAGUUGGGCAGAACCCUUGGGAUCAAAUCAGAGUAAUCCAAAUGGGCAACAAGAAGAUAGUGAUAGUGAUCCAGGUUCUGCUGAUCGAUACUGGCCCGAUCCAACAUAUUCUUCACAAAACGUGUAGCGUUAUACUAGUUUACUUUUUUCUAACUUUAUAUCUUUUUAUGAGCGAUUUUAUAAUCACAUUUUAAGUUUAAAAUGCCUUUUCUAAUUCAUGAUCUCAUCAGAUACAAAAAAACCUAUCAAGUGUCAACAUUUCGAAAUGUGUAAAUACCUCAUCCAUAUUUACUUUCGGUUAAAAUGAAUAUAUUAUAAACUGACUUUGUGCUUUAACUAGCGACUAUGCCAUUUUCGCAACUGAUUGCAUAAAAUUAAAACUCAUUCUUUUUGUAAAUGUAUCUUUCUGUGUGUUUAGGUUCAUAAUAUUUAUUUACCAAUCCCUAAAAAACAACAUGUUUAUGAAGAAUGACUUUAUCUGUAUUGUAAACUAACUAAGUUUACCGUAGUAUGCAUGGUUAAGAGUUAUUACAUGCUAAAAUCAACGCGUUAGUUUCUUAAAGUUUCAAAGAUAUGGGUGGAGAAAAUAUAAUGACUUGUUU